Molecule: messenger RNA, 624 nt
Organism: Meloidogyne enterolobii
Lineage: Eukaryota; Metazoa; Nematoda; Chromadorea; Rhabditida; Meloidogynidae
Source: the annotation of a GenBank genome assembly
AUGAUUUCUCGUCCAAACAUUCGUCUUCUUUGUCAAUCCUACUUUUAUAAAGAUCCAGAACGAUUAGCACAUUUGAGAUUGGAUCAGUUGGCCCUUCUUGUUCAAUUUUUAAAUAUACAUUCAUGUGGAUGUAAUAUAUUUGUAUAUGAAAAUACAUUGGGUUUGUUGGGUGCUGCAGUAAUGGAAAGACUAGAUAAUCAAGGCAAUUGUAUUUUUCUACAUCGUGGGGAUUGGCCCCAAUCAAUUCCUUGUAUUGAUGCAAUGAAUAAUCGUAAUCAAAACAAUUUUCUUCCUUUACGAAUAACUACACUUUUACAACCAGAUCUUCUUAAAGACGAGGAAGAAGCUGAUCAACAAAAAAUUCAACGUCGGCAAAAUUUAACUUCUCAAGAAGAAAUGCAAAAUAACUCAACAAUUAAUUGUGAUGAUAUAAAUGAACUUGAAGAAGAUACUUCUUUACAAAAUAUGCUUGAAAGAAGAGUUAAACGACGGGAAAAAGAGAAACGAGCAUUGAAUUUAUUAUCUAAAAAUUCAAUUAAUGGAGAUGAAUUGUUAAAUGAAGGAGAAUUGGAUGGGAUUCUACUUGCUGGAAGUUGGUUAAAUUCUUGUCUUUGGGUGCAUUAA